AUGACACUGGAAGAUCUUUUCACGGGCUCGGUAGAGGAGGCCGUACGACUGGCUAACGAGAGAGGGUUGUGCCUGGUUGUUUACAACGCUGUGGGCCCCGUUUCUGCCUCAGAUGGUGCUGAAAGUGACGACCAGUGGUUGAACCAGUGGUUCAAGACCGAUGAGCAGGAUUUGGAGAAGCUGAAGCGGGUUUCCGUGUGGCUUAAGCUCGUUAAGGGCAGUCAGCAGUUUGGGUAUUUUGAACAGUUGUUCCCAAAUGUUAAGACACCUAGUGUUUACCUCGUACACCAGGGCCAGAUCAAGUUGAUUUUGGAGGGUGCUGAUGGAGAUGCAAAUUGGGGGAAGUUGGUCGCUACUCUUGAUGAAAUCGCUUCAAAAACGAAGAAUCCUGCACCGGUACUUGCCGGUUCUAACGAGACACCAGUUCAUGAACAGCCGAAGAAGAACGAAACUUUCAAAGAACAAGUGCAGCGAACGGCGCGCGAAAGUUACCAGAAGGAGGUAACACGUGAGAGGAAACUCGCGAUGGAGGAGCGGGACAGGAUCUUGAGACUUGUGCAGGCGGAUAAAGAGGAGAGGAAAGCUAGAGAACAUAUGUGGCAUGCGGCUACUCAGGCUGAACAGCAGGAAGAACCAGAGGUGGCCUCCGUGCUGGAUACCAACAUCCAUGAUAACAUCAAGAACAGAAGUAUACUCAAUAAGGAGACGUGUAUUUUGCAAAUCAAAUUGACGGAUAGCACCAACUUGAAGAACACCUUUUCGUCUAAAGAUACGUUGAACGAUGUCAGGACAUGGGUCGACGCGAACAGAACCGACGGGACCGUGCCCUAUGCAUUUCACAGAAACGUACCACGGUUCACUUUCCAAGAAUCUGACGAGUUGAAAACCCUUACCGAAUUGGAACUGGAACCAAGGUCGUCAUUGCUGUUGAAACCACUGGAUAUAAGGGCAAGGAGACUGCACGUUGUCGAGGUGGAUAACCCGGGCCUUUUCGGGAAAGUAUACAGUAAUUUCUCGUCGUGGUGGAACACGGCUCCAGAGGGCGGUACAGAAGGGCUCUCCGGUAAUUGCCUUUACGAACCCAUGCCCAACUUCCUCGGUCAUAACUCCACGUCGACAACGCAUCUCGCAUUGGACGGAGGAUCCUCGAGCGUAAAUCUGAACUCAAGACCGGUAUCCCCCAACGUCGUCCAGUUCCACAACACAAACGACGAGCGUGAUGAGGAUGAGGAGAAGGAAACGUACAAUGGUAACGCAGUGAAACUGGAAAAGAGGGAUGAUGACGAUAAAAAUAAAUGA
This is a messenger RNA of Huiozyma naganishii CBS 8797, 1299 nucleotides long. It is a transcript of the gene UBX6, whose product is annotated as Ubx6p. The transcript has a single exon. NCBI's taxonomy places the organism in Eukaryota, Fungi, Ascomycota, Saccharomycetes, Saccharomycetales, Saccharomycetaceae. Bases 1 to 1299 code for a protein of 432 amino acids. The record is from RefSeq and is a predicted model, not a curated record. Gene Ontology annotation, molecular function: protein binding.